UCGACAUCUUGCGUUUGUGACAUCUUUUACCGUGGCCAAUGUGAGGUUAUGAUUACUUCGUACUCACUACUCGUUCUUCUUGAAGUUUUUCGUACUCUUAGAAGUUUUAGGCGCAUCGUGCUGACUUUUUUUUGAAAAAAUGCCUUUCAAGAGGUUUGUUGAAACUGGCCGAGUGGUCUACGUUGUUGACGGUCCAUACAAGGGUAAAAUAUGUUGUAUUGUUGACUGCAUCGACCAAAAGACGGUUUUAGUAGAUGGACCAGAAUCUGGUGUACCCAGAUCUAAGAUGCGUAUCAGUCAAAUUCAUUUGACCAAAUUCAAAGUCAGUUUCCCAUAUAAUGGAUCGACUAGAACCAUUCGUCAAGCUUGGGUAAAAGCUGACUUGAAUAAACUAUGGAUUCAAAGCCGAUGGGCCGAAAAAGCAGCCAACAGAGAGAAGCGUGCGUCUUUGGGAGACUUUGAAAGGUUCCAGUUGAAGAGAGCCAGGAGAGUCAGAAACAAGAUCAGGACUAACGUUUACCAAGCUCUAUUUAAGAAAACUUAUUGUCCAAAAAAAGUGGUCGCUAAAAAGGCUGUUAAAGCUAAAGCAUAAUAAAUAUAUUUUUAUUUUAUUUUA
This is a messenger RNA of Adelges cooleyi (spruce gall adelgid), 616 nucleotides long. RefSeq names its product 60S ribosomal protein L14 (gene RpL14). Gene Ontology annotation, molecular function: RNA binding; structural constituent of ribosome. The coding region runs from base 140 to 592 and encodes 150 amino acids. Lineage: Eukaryota; Metazoa; Arthropoda; Insecta; Hemiptera; Adelgidae. The transcript has 4 exons. Gene Ontology annotation, cellular component: ribosome; cytosolic large ribosomal subunit. The record is from RefSeq and is a predicted model, not a curated record. Gene Ontology annotation, biological process: translation; ribosomal large subunit biogenesis.